AUGUACGCAGAAACGGUCGAAGAACGAUUUAUGAAGUUGAACAAAGUGCUUGGACUGAUAUGCGGUGUCUGGCCUCGUCAGAACUCUCGAAGGAAACUGAUCACGCAAAUACUUUCUUUGCUUCUAAUGGCAUCUUCCAUUGUUACACAGAUAGCAAACACCGUGCUAUUCUUCAGCAUGGACAAUCUCGUGGAUGGCAUACCUUUCAACGUGGCAGCGGUUGGGACGUUCGUGAAACUGGGUAAUUACAUUAUAAACGAAACGAAGCUAGCAAGGAUGUUGCAAACCCUUACCGUGGACGUGAUAGUAGAACAAGUGCCAUUCUUCUUCGCGAUAGUGUUGCUGCUAUGCAAGCAAGGGAACUACAUUAUAAAUACAGAUAAGUUCGAAUACCUUCUGGAUAGUAUGUGCGAGGACUGGAAUCAAGAACGAUCGUACAAGGAGAUCGGCAUCAUGAAGAAGUACGGGCAAAGGGGAAAUCUGCUCUCGAGGUUCUACGUUGUGAACGCGUACAUUUGCUCGUUCUUGUUCAUACAAGUGCCAUGGUCGACCCGAUUGGUGAACUCGUACAAGACACAGAAUAUAACGCCAAGUUUGCCAGUCGUCGUACCCGGAUAUUACUUCGUCGACGAAGUAGAAUACUAUUAUUACAUCAUACUUCACGGAACGUGCACAAUUUUGAUUGUAGUGGUGGUGUACUGUGCCUGCGACACCAGUUACAUGGUACUGGUGCAACACACUUGCGGACUGUUCGCCGUGGCCGGAUACCGCUUCAAGAAUUCAAUUCGCGAGGACAAUAGCGUGAAGGGGAAGUAUUUCGACCACUGGACGAAAGAGGCGUACAAGAACGCGUGUUUCUCCAUUCAGGGACAUCAACGUGCUAUAAACUUUGUAAAGGAAAUUGAACGCGGCCAUGACACGUACCUUUUCACCUGCUUAGGCUUGGUGAUUCUAUGCUUCAGUAUUACUCUGAUCAAGCUGAGUACGUCGGAUUUCGACAUAGACUUCUACAGAUAUUGCAGUUUUACGUUGUGUCAACUGAUGCACCUGUUCGUUAUCAUGCUUCAGGGACAGUUCGUGCUGGAUUCGUGCGAGAGAAUUCACGAGGCGAUAUACGAAUCAUUAUGGUACACAAGUUCUUCGAAAACACAAGCAUUAUACGUGGUAGCGUUACGAAGAAACCUAACACCUACCUGUUUAACGGCUGGCGGUUUAGUGCAACUGAACAUGCAAAGCUUCGCAGAGGUGGUAAAAAUGUCCGUUUCCUAUUAUACGGUGUUGAAGACAACGUGA
Molecule: messenger RNA, 1293 nt
Organism: Habropoda laboriosa
Lineage: Eukaryota; Metazoa; Arthropoda; Insecta; Hymenoptera; Apidae
Exons: 10
Coding region: 1-1293 (430 amino acids)
Biological process (GO): sensory perception of smell; detection of chemical stimulus involved in sensory perception of smell
Cellular component (GO): plasma membrane
Molecular function (GO): odorant binding; olfactory receptor activity
Source: RefSeq, a predicted model, not a curated record